This is a messenger RNA of Protopolystoma xenopodis, 243 nucleotides long. NCBI's taxonomy places the organism in Eukaryota, Metazoa, Platyhelminthes, Monogenea, Polystomatidea, Polystomatidae. The record is from the annotation of a GenBank genome assembly.
AUGCGGCUAAAUCCAACCGAGGUGACAACUUUUAUCAAGUUUCAAUGUCAGCUGUUUAUAGGGCUAGUAACGAGUCCAUCGCGUUUGAUGCCCUGUUGUCCUAAGGGUCAAGCUGCUACUGCUGUCCCAGGGGAUGGCGGCGGAAACAUAAAAGGCUGUGCUGUUCGUUGUCAUGCUCUUCUCCCGCAUCUUCUUGUCCUUGGGAUUGGUGUGUUAGAUAUUAUCAUUCCAGCCCGUAUAUAG